Messenger RNA from Impatiens glandulifera, 1358 nucleotides. Its product is annotated as peter Pan-like protein. The coding region runs from base 196 to 1188 and encodes 330 amino acids. Gene Ontology annotation, molecular function: rRNA binding. The transcript is spliced from 8 exons. The record is from RefSeq and is a predicted model, not a curated record. Gene Ontology annotation, biological process: ribosomal large subunit assembly; rRNA processing. NCBI's taxonomy places the organism in Eukaryota, Viridiplantae, Streptophyta, Magnoliopsida, Ericales, Balsaminaceae. Gene Ontology annotation, cellular component: preribosome, large subunit precursor.
UUUAAAGAAAACCUAACGUCUAGUUCUAGUUCAGCGCCGCACUCUUCCUUCUUCUUUCUCUAGGUCAUCUCUUCCAUUGCGUCGGUCCACCGCCGGAGAUAACCGAAGUUGAUCUUCUCCAGAUACUUUGAGGAAGAGUUUUUUGGUCUUUAAGGUUAAGGGAAAAAGUACCAGUUUGAGCAAGCAAGUGAAUAGAUGGCUCGCUUCAAGAAUAAAAAGAGAAAUUUUGUGAAGCCGGUGAUGAAUAAGCCACAGCAGGGAAGUGUUGAUCAUCUCACAGGUGAAAAGAUCCCAAAAAGCUUUGUCUUCUCGAGAGGGAAGUUGCCUGCUCCUCUCAAACAGUUGCAAAUGGAUUUGAGAAAGUUGAUGCUUCCGCACACUGCUCUUAAGCUUAAGGAAAAGAAGCGGAACAAUAUCAAAGACUUCUUAAAUGUUGCUGGGCCCAUGGGAGUCACUCAUUUCCUCAUAUUAUCCAAAACUGAUGCAGCACCAUACUUGAGGGUUGGCAGGAUACCCCAAGGCCCAACCCUUACAUUUAAGAUAAACGAGUACUCAUUGGCAGUUGAUGUUGCUCAAUCUCAAUUGCGCCCUAGAUGUCCCCCAGAUCUUUUCAAAAACCCACCCCUGAUAGUACUGUCUGGAUUUGGGACUGGAGAACAACAUCUGAAGCUAGCUACUAUAAUGUUUCAAAACAUUUUCCCAGCAAUUGAUGUUAAUACUGUUAGACUUUCAACCUGCCAGAGAAUUGUGUUACUUAAUUACAACAAGGAGACUAAACUGAUUGAUUUUAGGCACUACUCCAUUAGAUUGCAGCCAGUUGAUGUCUCACGUAGAAUCAGAAAGUUUGUCACAAAUCAUCAAGUACCUGAUCUAAGAAAUCUACAAGAUGUCAGCGACUUUGUUACCAGGGCUGGUUACGGAUCAGAGAGUGAAGGAGAUGAUGAAGCAGCUACUGUUAACCUAGCAGGUGACGUAGGGAGAAUAAAUCGUGCAUCAACAAAAAGUGCAGUCAAACUUCAAGAGAUCGGACCACGAAUGACACUUCAACUUGUCAAAAUUGAAGAAGGGUUGUGUUCUGGUCCAAUUAUCUUCAAUGAUUAUGUUAGCGAUGCCAAGAAAAAUAAGAAAGAAGCGGAACAAGAAGAUGAUGAUGAGGAAGAUGAGGACGAAGAUGACGAUGAAGAAUAGAAUAUGGGGGAUUAGACUAAUAUUAUCCAAGGGUGGCAUUGUAAUUUCAUACAAUGGCGAUAAACAUGGAAAUUUGCAUUUUUCUUUUGUCCAAGAAAAUGUUUUUUAUUUUAUGAAUUAAUGACUUAGUUGUUUGGGAAUAUUUUGAUUAACAUUUUUGUUCUCAUGGA